ACUUCGAUGUAUUGACCACUUGCUGUCCAAUUAGCAUCUCUCGCUUGAUGCAGCCCGGCCAAUCACAGUGUCUGAUUGUUCAUCCCUCAUCUGUUAACAGUUACAUUAUAAACCCAGUUGGAUCAAAAGACUUACACAUGUCGGCAGAUAUUAUUGAUUAUUCGUUAUUAGGCCUGUAUACAAUUGUGAAUUAUAGGCCUUCACCAAGUAGAGAUAAAGGCAUAUCAUUAUUUGGUAAAGGACAGAAAUAAAUGAUGCAUUUCAAUGAACAGGGAACAUAAUGGUAUUAUUUAUUCAUUAUUUAAUUUGGUUUUCCCUUGGAAGACCUUCUCAUCGGGUCGCUUCUGUCCUAUCAUUGAUUGUCAGGGCGACGGCAGUCCAGAAGUGGUCUUAGACGGUGUGUGUGAAAGGAGACGAGCAGAUGAAGGGAUGAGAUUCGUGUAACUUUUGGAUGACCCCUUCCCCACAAAGACUCUGCUCAUCAAUUGUCCUCCGUCAUUAUUCGCCCCUUUUAUGCCGCAGGGCUUUUGUAGCUUUUGUUGGUUUCUCGCUGUCCAACUCCAGCGUUUCAGUCGGACGCUGUUAAAUAAUAUGAAACAUAUUCUUACAAGAAUAAAACGAGCAAAAGUAAUUUGAUGGAGGGGUUGUUGAUACUCAUAAAUGAUGUUGUUUAUACUGGGGUUGCUGCAUGGGGUUAUGAGUGUGUUUUGUUUUAUGUCGUCUAAUUAUUGCUCAGGCAUUGUUUUUACUUUCUAAAUGCAUUUACUGAAACCAAUAACAGGAUAAAUUCUAGAAUAGUUGAUUUUCUCUCUGAACUAGUUAUAUAAAAUUGCUUCUCUGUGUAUGUUUACUCGUUGAUGGGAUUGCAACCCCUCUAUUGGCCGACAUGGUCACAUGGUCUGCUAACUUUAUUCAGUUGACACCAAGUAGGAGGGCUUUAUGGAGGGUGGAAAAAAGACAACUCGAGAAAAAUUAGUAUUUUCUACCUUCAGAAAUUAAUGGCCAUGAGUUCGUAUAUGGUGAACUCAAAAUAUGUGGACCCAAAAUUUCCUCCUUGCGAGGAAUAUUCACAGAAUAACUAUAUAUCCGACCAGGGCUCGGACUUCUUCAGUCCAGCGCAGGACACAGACUUUCAGCAGCACCCUGGGCUCUACACACGGCCAAAUUACGCGGAUCAGCCCUUCAGCUGCACCACCGACGUGCAGGACGGCGCGGUGCCGCCUCGGGGUCAUGUGCACGACGCGGCCGGCCGCCCCAGCCCGUUCACCGGCGGCCGGGAUGAGCAGAGUUCCCCGGUCCAAAUGACCGGACCCCGGACUUGUGGACAGGAGCAAAACACAAAGAGCCAAAACGGGAUACAAGCCAAACUGCCGGCUGUAGUUUAUCCCUGGAUGAAGAAAGUCCACGUAACUACUGUGAACCCGGAUUACACCGGAUCCGAACCCAAACGCUCCAGAACAGCGUACACCAGACAGCAGGUUUUGGAACUCGAGAAGGAAUUUCAUUUUAACAGGUAUCUGACUAGACGGAGGAGGAUUGAGAUUGCACACACUCUUUGUCUCUCGGAGCGGCAGAUCAAAAUUUGGUUUCAGAACAGAAGAAUGAAAUGGAAGAAAGACCACAAGCUGCCGAACACCAAGGGCCGCUCAGCGCCGGCGGCCAGCCAUAUGCAAAGUAUUCCGAAGGAGAACCAGACUGAUAUCACAACUUUAUAGAGAGAAGUUCAAUUAACUGUACAUUAUACAAAGAGUGUGUUUGCCUUUUGCAUGGACCUGAGUCGUUUUACGCAAUUUCUAUUCAACGAACUAAUGACCCAAGAGGAGAUGAUGCAGAAUAGAGUCAGAAAUCAACCCCUUUUCCCUCCAGGAGAUACGAGCAUCGGGCCUGUUUUAGAAGGUUUAAUCCUUCAAUGGGCACAGUAUUACGCAACAAACUUUAGAUUUUUUUGGAAAUAUAUAUAAAAAGCAUUCAUUUUAUCACCGACUAUAUUGAAAGUAAUCACUCGUGUCCACGUGCAUUGGUUCUGGGCUGUGGAUUUGCUCGAUGCGUGGUUACAUUUUCUUUCUUCAAAUUAUACAUUUUAAAUAUAUAUUUUUCUGUAAUGGAAAUACUCCAUACUUAACGAAAUAUACUUGAAACAUUUUUCAGUGGCACCACAACUCAGAAACUUAGUUCAGUAAGUCCGAUAGAGGCCUACACAGAAAUCGUUUCUAUGUAUUACAUCGUUUAAUUUAUUUUGUACAACAAUGCAUUGAGUAGUUGAUAAAUAUCGCCCAUACAUUCCGAUGAUAUUCGUAUCUGAACACUAUCCUGAGUGCCCUUAAUCGGUUAUAAAUCUCUCUUGACAUCUUUGUAAACAGUGUGUAUUUUAAAAGGUUCGUCCAUACCACCUUAAACUCGAAAAAAGGUAUGUUGUUCUUGCAUGGCACCAAAAUAAUGCUCCUUAGAUUUCUCUAAUUCGAAUGAUAUUUUUCCAGAAUAUUUAGAAAAACGAAUUCAUUCCUUAUUCCUUUAAGUAUUUUUUUGUUAUUUAUUUUGUCAAACAAUUGUAUAUUUUCGUGUAGCAAGUUUAAAUUUAUUCGAUCAAUGUUUUUUUAUAAUUGUAAAUGCAUUGGAACUCUUUAUUAGCAUGCCAUUUACGCAACUCCUAGUCGACGUUCUUAGUUAACGUCGAAUCCUAAUCAUUGACAUCCAUUCACACCAAACGAACCAGGGGCUUUGGCGUCACGUUCCGAGACGACUACUCAUGUACUCUCCCACCACUCUCCUAGGAACAAAACGACGAUUGUUAUAAUAAACUCUUCAGAAUACGCGCUGUGGAGGGUUAUAGCGAUGAGAGGUGGAGAAGGUAUUUAAGUGAAGUUCGACCAUGGCAGCCGUGCAGGUUCAAGCAGGGGACACUUCUCCUGCAGCCUGAGACACAUUUCAGCCGCGAGGACUGACCCCGGGUACCUGACCUCCAUGCAGCCACAGCAUUUCUCCCACACACGCGAUGCGCGCUGAUUGUAAGAAAAGAAAAAAACAAACUAAAACCAAGGAUUUAUAGCUAUUUUCCAGUGAAUAGAUUUCACGAUUUUAAAGGUAUUGAAAUAUUUAUUUGAUCAGCUGCAGACCUGCAUCGUUCCAAUGAAUGCAUUUGUCCCAUGUCUAUUUGUUAUUGUAUUUUAUUUUUGUACCUGCGUUUUACAUUGUAUUGUGCAUCCAGAUGUGAAAGUUAUAUUGGAAA
Molecule: messenger RNA, 3226 nt
Organism: Gadus morhua (Atlantic cod)
Lineage: Eukaryota; Metazoa; Chordata; Actinopteri; Gadiformes; Gadidae
Gene: hoxd4a
Product: homeobox D4a
Exons: 2
Coding region: 999-1715 (238 amino acids)
Biological process (GO): positive regulation of transcription by RNA polymerase II; embryonic skeletal system morphogenesis; anterior/posterior pattern specification
Cellular component (GO): nucleus; nucleoplasm
Molecular function (GO): DNA-binding transcription factor activity, RNA polymerase II-specific; RNA polymerase II cis-regulatory region sequence-specific DNA binding
Source: RefSeq, a predicted model, not a curated record